CUUCAUCGCUGCUGGGGCAGGUCUGACAGGCUGUGCACAGGCUCUGCUACAGGGGCCACGCUGAUCGCAGACUUGGGGCGCAGGCGGCGCUGUAGAGGGACUGCCAAGCGCGCAGACAGCUGAACCGCGCGGUUGCAGCCCUUGGUGGCAGCCCCCGGCGCUUGCAUCCCGCCCAUCACCGUGCCCAGCGGCUGCAGCACCCUCAGUUGGACGCGGAGACAGUCGAAUAGAGCAAGAUGGUGAAGCUGGUUAGGUUUUUGAUGAAGCUGGCGAAUGAGAAGGUGCAAAUAGAGCUGAAGAACGGCACGGUCGUGUAUGGAACAAUCACCGGCGUGGACGUGGCCAUGAACACGCACCUGAAGACGGUCAAGCUGGUGCCCAAGGGGCAGAACCCCAUCACCGUGGCCCAGAUGUCCAUCCGUGGCAACAACAUACGCUACUAUAUCCUGCCAGACUCACUCAACCUGGACACCCUGCUAGUGGACCUGGAUCAGCCCAAGACGCGGCCCAAGCGGCCCGAGCGGCCCGCCGGGCGCGGGCGGGGCCGCGGACGCGGCAGGGGACGCGGCCGGGGCAGGGGCUGAAGGCGCGCGGCGCGACGCGGCCCAGCGGCCAGCGGCUGGGGGCGUGCGGCCAGCGGCACCGCCGCCCUCCGCCUGCCGCCGUCUACAGCGCUCGAGAUCCCACCUGCUGUUGCCCUUCUCGCAAGCAUGAGGCAGGGUGCAGACGGCUGUCACCACCACUGCCCGCUCCGCUUCUGCAUCGCACUCCCAAUUGCCUCUUGUUUCCAGCCCCCUCCUUUCCUUUCCUCUGCUUCCGCUCCCGCAUUCGUUGACCUGUCACUGACUCUCUGCAACACUCUCACACAUC
Molecule: messenger RNA, 870 nt
Organism: Chlorella variabilis
Lineage: Eukaryota; Viridiplantae; Chlorophyta; Trebouxiophyceae; Chlorellales; Chlorellaceae
Exons: 3
Coding region: 237-584 (115 amino acids)
Biological process (GO): RNA processing; spliceosomal snRNP assembly
Cellular component (GO): spliceosomal tri-snRNP complex; commitment complex; catalytic step 2 spliceosome
Molecular function (GO): RNA binding
Source: RefSeq, a predicted model, not a curated record